AUGUCUUCGCUUUCAUUACGUUACGCCUAUUUGCAUGGUUUUGCUUCUUCCGCUUCAUCAAAGAAAGGCGUUGCACUAAAAGCAUGGUUUUCUUCAGUAUUGAAUAAAGAUCUAUUGUUACCUGAUUUAAACAUUCCAUCGUUUCAAACGUUAUCUGUGACAAAAAUUGUUGAUACUCUAGAAAAAACACUAGUAGAUUCUAACUGUCGGUGGUGUUUAAUCGGUUCAUCUCUUGGUGGAUUGUGUGCCACGUUAUUAACACAACGUCAAAAAGAAUUGAUUCACUCUCUGAUACUGUUAUGUCCUGCGCUAGAAGCAGAAAAGCUAUGGUCAUUGAAGUUGAGUGAAACACAGUUGAAUGAAUGGAAAACGAGUGGUGUAAAAAACUAUUUUCAUUAUAUAACACAGAAAGAAGAACCAUUACAUUAUGAAUUUUACAAUAAUCUGAAAGAGCAAAUAAACUAUCCGUUAGUCAAUUGCCCAGUAACAAUCAUUCAUGGAAUAGACGAUGAUCUUGUGCCGAUUGAAACCAGUAGACAUUAUGUUCAAUUAUUAAAACAACAACAAAAUAGAAAUAUCAAAUUAAUAGAAGUUCAAGAUGAUCAUUUAUUAUCAAAACCUGAUACAACAAAGAUAAUUUUAAAAACAGUAGUUAAACAAUGGUUUCCAUCUAAAAUGAAUAACAUCGAGUUAUUAUAA
Molecule: messenger RNA, 699 nt
Organism: Didymodactylos carnosus
Lineage: Eukaryota; Metazoa; Rotifera; Eurotatoria; Philodinida; Philodinidae
Source: the annotation of a GenBank genome assembly